Rubroshorea leprosula is the source of this 1249-nucleotide messenger RNA. The record is from the annotation of a GenBank genome assembly. NCBI's taxonomy places the organism in Eukaryota, Viridiplantae, Streptophyta, Magnoliopsida, Malvales, Dipterocarpaceae.
AAAAGGAGGUAGAACAGGUCGUUGACAAUAUAAAGAACAGGUGAUGAGGUCUGAUGGUUCCAUGGUGAUGAUCCAUGGUGGUGAGGUCUUUCAUGGUUCCAUGGUGGUGAGGUCUUUCAUGGUUACAAGUGGUGACGUCUUUCAUGGUUCCAAGUUGAUGAGGUCUUUCUUGGUUGGUGAGGUUUUUCAUGGUUCCAUGGUGGUGAGUUCUUCCAUGGAAUUUCAUGGUUCCAUGGUGAUGAUCCAUGGUGGUGAGGUCUUUCAUGGUUCCACGGUGGAGGUCAUUCAUGGUUCCAUGGUGAUGAUCCAUGGUGGUAAGGUCUUUCAUGGUUCCAAGUUGAUGAGGUCUUUCAUGGUUGGUGAGGUUUUUCAUGGUUCCAUGGUGAUGAGGUCUUUCAUGGAAUUUCAUGGUUCCAUGGUGAUGAUCCAUGGUGGUGAGGUCUUUCAUGGUUCCACGGUGGUGAGGUCUUUCAUGGUUCCAUGGUGAUGAGGUCUUUCAUGGUUCCAUGGUGAUGAUCCAUGGUAGUGAGGCCUUUCAUGGUUCCGUGUUGUGGUGAGGUCUUUCAUGGAAUUUCAUGGUUCCAUGGUGGUGAGAUCUUUCAUGGUUCCAUGGUGUGGUGAGGUCUUUCAUGGUUCCAUGGUGAUGAGGUCUUUCAUGGUUCCAUUGUGAUGAGGUCUUUCAUGGUUCCAUGGUGAUGAUCCAUGGUUCCAUGGUGAUGAUCCAUGGUGGUGAGGUCUUUCAUGUUUCCAUGGUGUGGUGAGGUCUUUCAUGGUUCCAUGGUGAUGAUCCAUGGUGGUGGUGAGGUCUUUCAUGGAAUUUCAUGGUUCCAUGGUGGUGAGAUCUUUCAUGGCUCCAUGGUGAUGAUCCAUGGUGGUGAGGUCUUUCAUGGUUCCGUGGUGUGGUGAGGUCUUUCAUGGAAUUUCAUGGUUCCAUGGUGCUUUUUUUUUUUAUCUGAUGAUUGAAUCUUUUCUUUAUUAAUUUUUAGGCCAGAAAUGGCAUGGCUGGACUUGUUUGGAUUGAUUUAGGUGGAAAACGGCUGAAAUGCCCAAUGGUUUCUACGUUUCAGUUCUUUGGAUGUUUUUUAACUUCAAGAUUUUUCAUCCACGCUUAUUUGUUUUGUGGAUGAACUUAGGUUUUCGAUCUUUUCUCAGCCUGUAAUUCAUAGGAGAUUUUGUUUGUGGUCUUUAGAUAUAAGGGGCGAGAUAUGGAAUCGGGUUUGGUUUGUCUCAAUUAAUCUCAACUUAUUCU